GUUCAUUUUCAGUCAAGCAUUCCUACGACUUUUGCUUGUUUGUUAAUUAUUUCGAGUUUUUUAGGUCGUUUUCCACGUUUUUAGAUAUGACAGUGUGUGAUAUAAGUGUUACGAUAGAGUGGCGCUGAUAUUAUAAAGUAAAAUACCGGUCUAUCAACAUGGAUGCCCCUACAAUGGACACUAUUUACCAGGCCAUAAGCGCCUUAUAUGAUAACCCCAACGUUGGCGAAAAAGAAAAGGCUUCGCUAUGGCUGGGAGAUAUGCAAAAAUCCAUACAUUCUUGGAAGAUAGCCGACGAACUGUUACAAAAAAGGAAGGAUAUGAAUUCUUGCUAUUUUGCUGCCCAAACAAUGAGAUCAAAAGUGCAACAUAACUUGAGUGAACUACCACCUGAUUCUCUUGUAUCGCUAAGAGACUCUCUGGUGGCACACCUGGAGCUCACAUCUCCAGAGACCAGUGCUUCAGUGCUCACUCAACUCUCUCUAGCAUUAGCAGACCUAGCUCUCCAAAUGCCACAAUGGCAGAACUGUAUUGGCGACCUUAUUAAAUCAUUUUCCAAUAAAAAUGAUUUUGCCCUUCUAGAAAUAUUAACUGUAUUACCUCAGGAAAUUGAUUCAUCUAGUUUAAAACUUGGUGAAAAUAGGAGAGAAGAAAUUAAAUCAGAAUUAAGGUCAAAUGCUCAUUUGGUAAAUUUAUUCUUAAAAGAAAGCAUCACAAACUUUCAAAAUACCCAUGUAACAUUAAAAGUAAUAAAGUGUAUGACAUCUUGGAUACAGGUCAAAGCAAUUAAUAUACAGGAAAUUCCUCAGAAUGCUGUUAUAGGGUACAGUUUACAGAUUCUUAGGGAUCCUAAAACAAUUAAUACUUUGCAUGAUGCAGCAUCUGAUUGUAUUACUGCUUUGUUGCAUUGCUUAGAGGAAAAUAACAAUAAUGACAAUAUUGAGAGACUGUUGUUUGAGAGUGUGUCUGGACUGGAGGAGAGCUACCACAUGGCUGUGGCUUAUGAGGAAGAUGAGAAAGCUACAAACUAUGCAAGAAUAUUCACUGAGCUAGCUGAAACAUUUUUAGAAAAGAUUAUAAUUUCUAUGUCAGGAGGCUCAUCUCAUUUUGCCCUGAGGUCCUUGGAAUUAGCACUAGUUUGUGUUGGAAACCAUGAUUAUGAGGUAGCAGAAAUAACCUUCAACCUAUGGUACAGACUAUCGGAGGAAGUGUACCAGAGAGACUACCAGCCUUUGACAGAUUCUUUCAAGCCUCACAUAGAGAGACUGAUUGAAGGACUGGCAAGGCAUUGUCAGUGUGAGCCUGAUACACAACAGAUGUUGGAAGAGGGAGAUGAAUUCUUUGAAUUCCGCAGUAAAGCAAUGGGUCUUAUUAAAGAUGUGGUGUUCAUAGUGGGCUCCAGCUCAGUCUUCCGCCAAAUGUUCUCGGUGCUCAAUCCUGAUAUAACUUGGGAACAGACUGAAGCAGCACUCUUCGUCAUGCAAGCCGUCGCUAAGAAUAUAUUACCGGAGGAGUACGAGUAUGUUCCUAAAGUAGUAGAAGCAAUCUUGUCGAUGCCUGAAGGCACUCACCUGGCCGUCAGGAAGACGUGCAUACUCUUACUGGGGGAGCUGUGCGAGUGGAUAGAACGGCAUUCCGAGUGCCUCGAACCUUGUCUGCAGUUCCUCACUAGAGCCUUACAUGAUAAGCAGCUGGCGUACUCUGCCGCUACAGCGUUACAGAAUAUCUGCCGCGCCUGCAGGACGCAGGCGGCGGCGCACGUGUCGGGGCUGCUCCGCGCCGCCGCGGCCGCCGACCAGCUUCCCCUCAACGCGCAGGCCUCCGCCGCGCUCAUGCGGGCCCUCGCCUCCGCUAUAGGACGACUGCCUAACGAACAGCUAACUGUCGCAAUGCGUGAGGCUGUCGGCGUUCAGAUCAACGGCUUGUCGGAACUGAUGAAGUCUAAUGUGGAAAUAAAGAAAGGUACGAGUAGCGACCCAACCGUCUGGUUGGACCGCAUGGCGGCCCUCUUCCGCGACGUGGACGUGCCAAGCUCACAGAUCACCGACACGCAUCCGUGCGUGCCGGCCUUGUCCGACGCUUGGCCGGUACUGCAGGAAGCAUUGGACAAGUACGGCAUGGACGGGCGCGUGAUGGAGCGGUGGUGCCGCUGCGUGCGGUUCGGGGUGCGGAUGGCGGGGCGCGGCGCGGCGGGGCUGGCGCCGGCGCUGGCGGCGCGGCUGCAGGCCGUGUACCGCGCGGCCGCGCACUCGUGCGUGCUGUACCUGGCCUCCGUGCUGCUGGACGAGCUGGCGGCCGCGCCCGCCGCCGUCGCGCCGCUCGUGCAGCUGCUGCAGGACGUCAUGCCGCGCGCCUUCCUACUGCUGCAGCAGGACAACGGACUCAAGGAGAACCCUGACACCGUCGAUGAUCUCUUCAGGCUAUGUAUCAGAUUCUUACAAAGAAUCCCACUAGAGUUCCUAUCAUCGGGCGCACUACCCACAGUGAUCCAAUGUGCUUCACUGGCGUGUUCCCUCGAUCACCGGGAAGCCAACUCUUCCGUCAUGAGGUUCCUGUAUGACUUCACUAAGGUGGCUAACUCGACAAACGCUGAUAAACAACAAAUUAAAGCACUAGCAGACAAUGCUUUAUCUACAUACGGCGAGGAGCUGACGUACCGGCUGAUAGAGGCGAGCGUGUUCCACCUGCACUCGUACAUGCUGGCCGAGGUGGCCGAGGUCCUGCUGGAGCUGCUGGAGUGGCAGCGCGGCGCCGCCCGCGACUGGCUGCAGGCCGCGCUGCAGCGUCUGCCCCGCGACCGCCCCGCCCUCGCCACGCACCAACAGUGCUGGCAGUUCCACCAGUACGCCAUGAGGGCGGAGAAAUGCAAGGAAAUGACUCGUCUACUGCGUGACUUCGCGAGAUUGUAUCGAUAGAGUACUAAAGAUUUAUAUUAUAAAUUAAACCAAACAACAGGACUGAGACUGUGUGACUAACAUUUUGACCUUAGCUCAGUGUAAUAAGUUCUAAGUACUAUCCAGUAUGGAGACUAAACUACACUAGUGAAGUGAUUCUACUACUUUGUUAGAUCAAACUAUAAUAACUGUAUUGUGUAACGACUCAUAAAGCUUUAGGUCUGUGACGAUUUGUAAUAGUAAAUAUAUCACAUGCUUAUCUGUAUCCCUAGAUACUUUUGUGAUUGUAUUUUUAGAAAUAUAAAAAUUACCUUUAUAAGUGCUAAAUUUCUUUAAGUUAAACUAAAUCAAUUGUAAAGUGUUCAUAUACAAUAUUAAGACUUUAGUGUGUAUCAAUGUAUACAAUUCAUUUUAUCAUGGUAACCCAACUAAAACAUAGUUAGAUAAUGUAGGUAGGCAGCUGAUGGGCUGAGUAUUUAUUUCAUAUCUUAAUAAUUACCAGGUUUUAAUUUCAAUAACUGAUUGACUUGGUUGUCUUUACUGAUAAACCUUUCUUUGUUUGAAUUGUCUAUCUGUCACAGUCGUCACAAGAUCUAGAGUGUAUUUAUCAUAUUGUACUGUGUAGUUAGUAGAUGGUGCAGCUAGCACAUCUGAGCAAUAAUAAAUACGUAUUGUAGAGUUCUACAAUGUCGUAGGUAUAUCGUAAUGCCUAUUAAAUUUCUUGAUUACACUUGGUACGAAGUUGCGUUCUCUCAUAGUUGCAAAAAUGGAAAUGUUAAUUUAUAACAGCUUUAUAACUUGACCAUUGUGCUACAUACUCACAAGUAUUGUAAAAAGCGUAUUAUAGUAACGUUUUACUAAAAUAAUAUUCAUGAUAGUAAUCUAUCAGUUGGAAUUAUCUUGACGUUGACAAUAACG
This is a messenger RNA of Spodoptera exigua (beet armyworm), 3812 nucleotides long. The record is from the annotation of a GenBank genome assembly. NCBI's taxonomy places the organism in Eukaryota, Metazoa, Arthropoda, Insecta, Lepidoptera, Noctuidae.